Lolium perenne is the source of this 687-nucleotide messenger RNA. Its product is annotated as agamous-like MADS-box protein AGL80. Gene Ontology annotation, molecular function: DNA-binding transcription factor activity, RNA polymerase II-specific; protein dimerization activity; RNA polymerase II cis-regulatory region sequence-specific DNA binding. Gene Ontology annotation, biological process: positive regulation of transcription by RNA polymerase II. Lineage: Eukaryota; Viridiplantae; Streptophyta; Magnoliopsida; Poales; Poaceae. The record is from RefSeq and is a predicted model, not a curated record.
AUGGCUCGUAAGGGAGAGAGGGUGAAGAUCCAGCGGAUCACGGACGAGAAGAGGCGCAAGGCGACACUUAGGAAGCGCCUCCCCAUUGUUGUCAAGAAGGCCAGGGAGCUCUCUAUCCUCUGCAACAUCCCCGUGUGUCUCAUUGCGUACCGCCCAGGUGACGCCCGGCCGGUGGUCUGGCCAUCACCGGAGGCGGCCUCCGCUGUCGUGCGCCGGUACAGGGACCUACCGGAUUUGGAUAGCUGCAAGAACAAUCUGGACAUCAUCGAUUUCCUCAAGCAGAGGAACCAAAAGGUAAGAGUGAAGCUGUCCAAUGUCCAGAGGCAGACCCGCGACGUGGAGAUCAACCUCGUCCUGUUCGACUUCCUCGCCGGUCGCCGCAAAAGCUUCGACGACCUGCCUAUUGACAUCGUCACCGCCGUCGGAUCGAGGGUGCAGGAUAAGCUCCAGGCCGUCAAGGCGCGCCUCCAGGAGCUCCGGUCGGCUGCGGCACCCGCGUUGCUUCCACCACCUCCUCGUGAACCCGUGGACGUGCCAAUGGUUGAUUCUUUGCCCAUGGUGCAGCCACACAAUGGUGGCUACCGCGAGCUGCUGGACGGCAAUAGCCUCUCUACCACUGAGGAAAUGCAUGCCCUCUUCGUGCAGGCUGGGAUAUUUUCCCCACAGGUGCCGACCCAAGCUCCCUAG